AUGGCGCCCCCCCACGUCCUUGCGUUCGGGCUCCUGCUCGCCGCGGCGACGGCGGCGGUGGCCGCGGCCCAGGAAGGAUGUGUGUGUGAAAACUACAAACUAACCACAAACUGCUCUGUGAAUGCGCAUGGUCAGUGCCAGUGUACUUCAAUCGGUACACAACAUUCCGUCAUUUGCACAAAACUGGCUUCCAAAUGUUUGGUGAUGAAGGCAGAAAUGACUGGCUCAAAGGAUGGGAGAAGAGUGAAACCAGAGGGCGCUAUCCAGAAUAAUGACGGGCUCUAUGAUCCCGAGUGUGACGACAAGGGGCUCUUUAAAGCCAAGCAGUGCAAUGGCACCUCCACGUGCUGGUGUGUGAACACUGCUGGGGUCAGAAGAACUGAUAAGGACAGUGAAAUAUCCUGCUCCGAGCCAGUGAGGACCUUCUGGAUCAUCAUUGAACUAAAACACAAGACAAGAGAAAAACCUUAUGAUGUUCAAAGUUUGCAGGCUGCACUCAAGGAGGUAAUCACAAGUCGUUAUCAACUGGAUCCAAAAUAUAUCACAAAUAUUCUGUAUGAGAAUGAUGUUAUCGUUAUUGACCUGGUACAAAAUUCUUCUCAGAAAACUCAGAAUGAUGUGGACAUAGCUGAUGUGGCUUAUUAUUUUGAAAAAGAUGUUAAAGAUGAAUCCUUGUUCCAGUCCAAAAGGAUGGACCUGAGAGUAAAUGGGGAACUACUGGAUCUGGAUCCUGGUCGAACUUCAAUUUACUAUGUUGAUGAAAAACCACCUGAGUUUUCAAUGCAGGGUCUACAAGCUGGUAUUAUUGCUGUCAUUGUGGUUGUGGCAGUAGCAAUUACUGCUGGAAUUGUUGUGCUGGUUGUUUCCAGAAAGAAAAGAAUGGCAAAAUAUGAGAAAGCUGAGAUAAAGGAGAUGGGUGAAAUGCAUAGGGAACUCAAUGCAUGA
Molecule: messenger RNA, 945 nt
Organism: Mesoplodon densirostris (Blainville's beaked whale)
Lineage: Eukaryota; Metazoa; Chordata; Mammalia; Artiodactyla; Ziphiidae
Gene: EPCAM
Product: epithelial cell adhesion molecule
Exons: 9
Coding region: 1-945 (314 amino acids)
Cellular component (GO): bicellular tight junction; membrane
Molecular function (GO): cadherin binding involved in cell-cell adhesion
Source: RefSeq, a predicted model, not a curated record